This is a messenger RNA of Gaeumannomyces tritici R3-111a-1, 1852 nucleotides long. Its product is annotated as dipeptidase 1. Gene Ontology annotation, biological process: proteolysis. NCBI's taxonomy places the organism in Eukaryota, Fungi, Ascomycota, Sordariomycetes, Magnaporthales, Magnaporthaceae. The coding region runs from base 262 to 1695 and encodes 477 amino acids. The transcript has 2 exons. The record is from RefSeq and is a predicted model, not a curated record. Gene Ontology annotation, molecular function: metallodipeptidase activity.
UGUCAUUACGUGCCUUACUACGCAAUGGUAUCAGACAGCAGGCACGCCUCGGCCUCGAUCAAACACGGUGAACCAGAGAAUCAGACAGAGGCGACCUGAGCCGGGACAUCCGGAAUAGAUGCCCUCAAUCGCUGCGACCUUUUCUUUGCCCGUCGCUUAGCAGUGCUCUGCUAGACAGAAUAGCACGUCCAUCUCGUCCAUCAACCACGGUGGUCGACGCCCAUCCAUCUUAUCCCUUCCCCAGCCUGCCUCGCCGCCACCAUGUUGUCAAAAAAGAGCGACGAUAAGCACUUGCCCCUCCCUGCCACGGAGUCGCGUAUCCCAGAGGAGAGCCAUGGUCGGAGGCAUCGCAAAAGGGUGCUGGCACUCUUCCUGGGACUUAUGCUCGUGUCGUACAUGCUCCUCACUCCUGCUGCAUAUCCUGCCAUCGGUCGCGGCCGCCACUCGUCGCAGCGCCUGUCUCACAAGACCAUCGACGAGCGCGUGAACGAGAUCUUGAGGAAGACGCCGCUGAUAGACGGUCACAACGACUUUGCCAUAUACAUACGGUACAAGUAUGAGAACCAUAUAAAUGACAAGGGCUUCAGGGAGGGCUUUGAGUCCUCGGGUUUGCCCCUGCAUGUGGACCGGCCCAGGCUCCGCGCCGGCAAGAAUGGUGGUGCCUUCUGGAGCGUCUUUGUUCCAUGCCCUGAUAACGGGACCGACUUUUCGGACCAGAACUACGCGACAAGCGUCCAGGCUACUCUGCAGCAGAUAGAUGUCGUCACCCGUCUAACUGAGGCCUAUCCGGGCGACUUCUCGUCCGUGUUGGUGAACAGCAGCGAUGCGCUGGCAGCCUUCAAGCAAGGAAAACUCAUCUCGCCCAUGGGUAUUGAGGGCUUGCACCAGAUCGGCAACUCGGUCGCGAACUUGCGCCGUUUCCACUCCAUGGGUGUCCGGUACGCGACCCUGACGCACAACUGCCACAACCGUUACGCCGACGCCGCCCUCCUCGAGUCGCCUCUGAGGGUCGCCGAGCCGCGGUGGAACGGCGUCAGCCCCGAAGGCCGGCGCGUCGUCGCCGAGAUGAACCGCCUGGGCCUCAUUGUUGAUCUCUCGCACGUCAGCGAGGCAACCAUGGUGGACGUGCUGGGCGGGGGCCAGGGCGGCUGGGAGGGGUCGCGGGCGCCCGUCAUCUUCAGUCACAGCAGCGCGCACGCGCUGUGCCCACACCCGCGCAACGUCAAGGACUCAGUCCUGCGUCUCGUCAAGCGCCGCGACUCGCUCGUCAUGGUCAACUUCUCGCCCGACUUUGUCUCGUGCACGGCAGCCAAGGAUGGUAGCGGCAACAACGGGCUGCCAGACUUUUACCCGGCUAACUCGACGCUGGCGCACGUGGCCGACCACAUCAUGCACAUCGGCGACUUGAUCGGGUUCGACCACGUCGGGCUCGGUAGCGACUUUGACGGCAUCCAGACGACGCCCCGCGGACUCGAGGACGUGUCAAAGUUCCCGGAUCUCGUCUCGGAACUGCUCCGUCGCGGCGUCAGCGACGAGGACGCCGCAAAGGUCGUCGGCGGGAACCUGCUCCGCGUCUGGCGCGAGGUCGACGCCGCCGCCCAGCGCUUGCAGGCCGAGGGGGAGCUGCCACUCGAGGACGAUUUGUCGCCCGCUUUGGGGUCGUCGGGUGCUGCAGCCAAAUUUGUGGACGUCUAGGACGCGUAUUGCGUCGAAGUGUGUUUUUGGAUAUUUGCAAAUAGGCAACAUUCGUUUACGAUAGAUUUCCAGGCAGAAAUUGCCGCUUCUUGUUCCAGUAGAUGCCCGUCUCUUGCGGUUCAAGCCUAAAUCUAGUAAACGUAUCCGGUGCUGUGAG